Molecule: messenger RNA, 2442 nt
Organism: Necator americanus (New World hookworm)
Lineage: Eukaryota; Metazoa; Nematoda; Chromadorea; Rhabditida; Ancylostomatidae
Exons: 24
Coding region: 1-2442 (813 amino acids)
Biological process (GO): proteolysis
Cellular component (GO): cell surface
Molecular function (GO): dipeptidyl-peptidase activity; serine-type exopeptidase activity
Source: RefSeq, a predicted model, not a curated record
AUGCAACAAAUGAUGACCACACUUUCCACUGUGCUCUUGGUUCUUUCCUGUUCCACGUUGGCUCAGACGCUUUUCACCCAAUCAGCUGGCGUUAAAGGAACACUUAUGUGUGGCGACAGACCGUUAGCAAACACUAAAGUGAAACUUUAUGAUGAUGACUCUGGACCCGAUCUUGAUGAUCUACUCGCUGAAGGCACAACAGACUCAAUGGGACAAUUCCUUCUUUAUGGACAUACUUCCGAAAUAAUGACGAUUGAUCCUAAGUUGAACAUUUAUCAUGAUUGUGACGAUGCACUAACGCCAUGCCAAAGGAAGGUCACAUUCAACAUUCCAAAGUCCUUUGUUUCGUCAGGUGAACAGCCGAAGCAAUUCUUCAAUAUCGGUCAAGUUAACAUGCAGAUUCAGAUGUUAAUCUUCCUCUUCUUGCUUGCCUAUGGCGAGGCUUUCAUGCAUAUCCGCGAUCCCAGCUCAUGGGAGCCAAUUAGGAAUCGGAAUGGUCUCGAAUGGAUUAGCAGUUCUCGCAAGUCGCCCUACAAAUGGUCAGAGGAAUGGCUCGAAGAUGUGCCCGUAGACCAUUUUUCAUUUGCCAACAAGGACAGUUUUAAACUUAGAUACUUCAUCAAUACCGACAGCUAUGAAAAAGGUGGUCCAAUCUUCUUUUAUACGGGUAACGAAGGCAAGCUAGAGGGAUUUGCUGAGAAUACGGGCUUCAUGUGGGACAUCGCGCCUGAGUUCAAAGCUGCUGUUGUAUUUGCUGAACAUCGUUUCUAUGGGAAAACUCAGCCGUACGGUGAUACCAGCUACAAUACUACCAACCAUCUUGGCUACUUAAGUUCCGAACAGGCGCUGGCUGAUUUUGUGUUGCUCAUCGACUAUCUGAAACAGAAGAGGUUACAAGGAGCGCAGAACUCACCUGUGAUAGCUUUUGGAGGAUCCUACGGUGGAAUGUUGGCGGCUUGGAUUCGAACCAAAUAUCCUCAUAAGGUUGACGGAGCAAUCGCAGCUUCAGCUCCUGUAUUUUGGUUCAUAGACUCGAAUAUCCCAGAAGAUAUCUAUGACAAGAUUGUCACUCGAUCCUUCGUUAACUCUGGUUGUAGCCGCAAAGCUGUCGAGAAGGGUUGGAGGGCACUUCAGAACCUUGCACAAACUGAUGAAGGUCGCACUUUUCUCAAUGAGUUGUUCCAUCUGGAAGAGAAGUCUCGGAUGACAACGCAGGAUGACCACAGAUUCCUUGCAGAUUUCAUUAAAGAAGUCUUUGAAAGCAUGGCUAUGGUGAACUACCCUUAUCCAACGGAAUUUCUGGCACCUCUGCCCGGUUGGCCUGUUAAGGAAGCAUGUAAGUUCCUAGCAAACGUUCCAAAAUCAGAUGAAGAAGCUGCUAGACAGUUGUAUGAGGUUACAAACCUAUAUUAUAACUACACUGGCACAACCGCGUCUUUCUGUGCAAAUGCCGCACGUUGUGCUGGUGCAUUUGCAGCACUCGGGGAUCCCAUGGGAUGGCCUUGGCAGUCUUGUACCGAAAUGGUAAUGCCAUUAUGUGGAAGCGGAUGGCCAAACGACUUUUUCUGGAAGGAUUGUCCCUUCACUGUCGAGGGAGCAAUUGAAAACUGCAGAAGAUGGUUCCAAAAGGUGGGAUUCGAUCGUUCAAUGCUUCGACAACAUUGGGCUACUCAGAACUAUGGCACAACAUUUCCAUCUGCUAGUAAUAUUGUGUUCUCAAACGGUUUUCUCGAUCCGUGGUCUGGAGGUGGCUGGUCGUUGAAACCAAAAAUCCAAGGUUCACUAGUGUCAAUCAUUCUGAAAGAGGGUGCACACCAUUACGACCUUCGAGGAUCGAAUCCGGAAGACACGGAAGAGGUAAAGGAAGUUCAAGCUUCUCUUCAUCAAAUUUACCUAAUUAUCUCACAGUGGAUUCCGGUUCCACGGCAUGAGCACAGCUCUACACCAAUGCGUCCAUUUCUGUUUCUGGCUGUCAUCGCCUUGAAUUUACAAAUCAGCGGAGCAGCAUCGGUACGAGUUUCUCUACCAAAGAUCAAAUAUCAAUGCGAUCCGAAGGAUCCAUCAACUGCAUUAAGAUGUACAGGAAAAACUAAGUACGGUCUUAAGGAAGGUUUUGGAUUUCAGAGGGAAACACCAAAGAACAACAUCUUCUGUUUGAAAUUCAAAAUGUGUGCUAAUUACGGUUAUGGUACAAUGAUGCUAGCAAUACAUUCAGCAUGGCGAGCAAAAGGGGUGGUGCCAAAAGCGUACAUAUCGUUCCCUCUCACUAAAACAAAGUCAUUUGCCGAAAGCUUGCACAAUCAUCCCGAAACAAAAAAGUCGCUGAAAGAACUGGUUGGACGAGAACGAACCAAGAAUGUUCGAGAAGCAAAUCUACAACAACGCAUGUGCUCACGGAAGGAACUUCUGACACAAAUUCGAAGACUUCUAAACAUGAAGUAA